Molecule: messenger RNA, 1029 nt
Organism: Meyerozyma guilliermondii ATCC 6260
Lineage: Eukaryota; Fungi; Ascomycota; Pichiomycetes; Serinales; Debaryomycetaceae
Exons: 1
Coding region: 1-1029 (342 amino acids)
Biological process (GO): 3'-UTR-mediated mRNA stabilization
Cellular component (GO): cytoplasm; nucleus
Molecular function (GO): mRNA 3'-UTR AU-rich region binding
Source: RefSeq, a predicted model, not a curated record
AUGACUGAAUCAUUAUUCGACACCAAAUUCACCUCCGAGCUGCUCUCGGCUGGAAACGAAGCCGCUCCCGUGGUUUCUACACCCCAAAAUGACCCUCCUGCUACCCCCAUCGGACAAGACGAAAAGGUGUCCACCAGCUUGCCGAGCGUCGAAGAUAUGUCCAAUGCAUCUGCAUUGAUCAACUACAGAGUUCUUGUGUCUGCCAAAGAAGCCGGAUGCUUAAUUGGUCAGAAUGGUCAGGUUAUUGACUCGAUAAGACAAGAGACGAACACCAAAGCUGGCAUAUCCAGAUUGCAACCAGGAUCUCAUGAACGAAUUCUUACUGUCAGUGGCACUUUGGACGAUGCAGCCAGAGCAUUGAGUUAUUUUGCCCAAGCGUUGUGUAACGCCAACACAGAGACGUUUUCCACCUAUAGCUACUUCCCAUUGAAGCAAUUGUCGCUGACCCCAUGUGUCGAAGGAGAAACCACCAUCUUACGCUUAUUGAUCCCCAAUGCCCAGAUGGGUACUCUCAUUGGAUCCAAGGGUGUAAGAAUCCAACAGAUACAGGCCAACUUCCACAUUUCCAUGAUUGCAUCCAAGUCGUUCCUUCCUGGGUCCAACGAACGAUUGGUGGAGUUACAAGGUACAGUGAACGAUUUGUACGACACUUUGCGGGUGAUUUCCAGAUGUCUUAUCGAAGACUUUUCAUCCAUAGUAACCACCAGUUAUUACAUCCCCCGCGGUGGAAACACCACUAAAUAUCGUGGUACCGACCGUCGCUCCAGUCUGCCAGGAAUCAGCACCACCCUCUACUUUCCCAACGAAAUUGUUGGUGCUUUGAUUGGUAAAAACGGAUCUAGGAUCCAGGGUGUCCGCAAGGUCAGUGGUGCCUCCAUUGGCAUAUCUGAAGAGGUCGAUGGUAAAACCGAGCGAGAGUUCACAAUCAGCGGUAGCUCACAUGCGGUAGAAAAGGCCAAAGACUUAUUAUACCACAACUUGGAAAGAGAAGAACAAAGAAGAGCAGAGGCUGCCAAUACCGCUGAAUAG